AUGGCCUUGGGGGGUGAAGCUAUGACACUACGCAACGUGCAAGAGUGGGCGGGAAAGCCGGACAAGCAUCUGAUCCAAGUUUAUGGCCCUUCUGAAUGCUGUGUGACCAGCACCAUCAGCGAGGAUGUGUCUUUGAAGAUGGAUCCAACCAACAUCGGCCGCGCAUUUGGUGGAUGCGCUUCUUGGGUCGUCCGUAUCGACACCCCUCACGCUCUCGCACCGAUCGGCGCUGUUGGCGAGCUGCUCAUGGAAGGCCCAAUCCUGGCAAAAGAGUACCUGAAAGACCCACAGAAAACGGCAUCAAGUUUUGUAAGCGGCUUGUCGUGGGCACCGCACAAGCGACUAUAUCGGACUGGUGACCUGGUGUACUACGAUUCUGAGGGAGAUCUCCACUUCCUUGGUCGCGUAGAUGCACAGGUAAAGGUUCACGGCCAGAGGAUCGAGCCAGGCGAGAUCGAGAAAAACUUGGCCUUGGAGGGAUCAGUACUGCACAGUAUAGUCUUGGUGCCAGAAUCGGGGCCAUGUGCGGGCAUGUUGGUUGCUGCCAUUGCACAUCAACGCCCGUCAAUCCAGGACGUGUGCGACAAGGUGAUCUUUGAAAAACCGGAAACAGCAUACAUCUCGACCCUGCGCAACUUUCUUCUCGACCUUGUCCCACAAUAUAUGAUCCCGGCCAUAUGGCUUGUCGUACGUGACAUGCCCUACAAUACGUCAGGGAAGCUGGACCGGAAGCGUAUGCUCAAGCGUUUUGAAGAGAUGGACAAUGAAGAAUAUGGAGACUUAAUUGGCAGUAUUGAAAAAUGCAGUGUUGAACUACCAAUCAAUGACCUCGAAAUAGCCCUUGAAGAAGUAUGGAGUACUGUGCUCAAUGUUCCCAAAGCGGACAUUGGCAGAAGCAAUACCUUAUUUUCACUCGGUGGAGACUCCAUAUCGGCCAUGACCAUCAGCAGUGCAGCCCGUGGUAGGGGCAUCGCGGUGUCAGCAGCCAAGAUACUCCGCUAUCAAACCAUCGGGCGCCUCGUCGAGAAUCUCGAUACGCAUCCCGAGCAGGCUCCAUCUGUCGACUACGGAAGAACCCAGACCGAGGUUGCAUGGCCACUUUCACCUAUCCAGCAGCUGCAUUUUCAGGCUUCACCUAACGGAGAUCGCUUUGAUCAACAGACAAUGGUCUUGGUCAUGACGCGGCAUGUUCCAGAUAGCCUUGUUCGCGACGCUUUCGAAAGCAUUUUAGAGGUGCAUCCCAUGCUGCGGGCUCGCUUCACUUCAACCUCCAGCGGAUGGGUACAGCAAGUCACAGAAGAUGUUUCCGGAAGCUUGACGCUGCGUUUCCAUCACGUAGACUACAGCCAGGAAGAUGUUAUGCAGCAAAUUGCCACCACUAAGUCUUGUAUCGAUCUAGUCAGCGGACCACUCGUCGGCGUCGAUGUCUUUGGAAGGGGCGAGAAAAGGCUCAUUUCUGUCACAGUUCACCAUUUGGCAAUAGAUGCAGUUUCGUGGCGGAUCAUUCUGGAAGAUAUUGAAGCUCUAAUCGCCCGAGGAGCCCCUGCACGGCCCGAGCCCGUUCAUUUCCAAGCUUGGGGCCGCGCUCAAUUAGAACAGGCCAGAACAUGCCUCGAUUCUUCUCACGUACUUCCAGCUGGUCUGGUAGUAGAGAGCAUAGGUUCGUCUUUCUGGGGGAUGGAGGGGCGGCCGAUAUUGUUCCAGGACUCCGUGUCGAAGAAGGCUCAACUGGACAAAGUUUCGACUCAAGCAUUCGGAGCAUGCAAUCGCCACGGCUACGAUCAAGUAGAUUUGCUUUCAGCAGCAGUACUGCUCUCUUUCUUGAAAAUUUUCGGUCGACCUUCGGCUUCAUUGUUCGUCGAGGGGCAUGGACGCGAGCCGUUUCAUGCUGGGCUAGAUCUAUCUCGGACGGUUGGCUGGUUCACAACGUUGGCACCUCUCACGAUUGAAGAGACGCUAGAUACACCAGCAGCACUCCGUCAAAUCAGGGAGCUCAGGAGAGCCACACCAGGCAAAGGCUGGGACUAUUUCACGUCACGGUUCCUCAACGAGAACGGAGUUGAGGCUUUCCAGCAGCGACAUUGGCCUAUGGAGAUCAUUCUGAACUAUCUAGGCCGCUAUCAGCAGCUUGAAAGACACGAUGCGCUCUUUCGACGCUGUGAACCGGCCUUGCAAUCAAUGCUUUCGGAGCUGCGCCUACAGCAACGUGCUGAGUCACAACGGUACAGCCUCAUAACCAUACUGGCUGCAAUAGAGGAUGGUACUCUCACUUUUACAGUGGAAUGGAACAAGCAUAUGAACCACCAGAAAGAGCUAGACUCAUGGCCAGCGAUGAUAGAGAAGGAACUUGAGCGCUUGCUCGUAACUUUGGAUGCGCAAGGAACGAAGCCGCCAGUAGAAUCAAUCGCAUCUGCCACCACGAUUGGAAUCGAUCAUGAAGAACUGGGCAGCCUGCUGAAGGCCAUUCCGCCUAGCCCUGACAUAGUCUUGCACAAUGUCGAGGCCGCGUACCCAUGCUCUCCCAUUCAGGAGAGCCUACUUUUUAGCCAGUUGAAGAACGCCAACACAUACAAUCAGCAUUUCCUCUUUCGCCUCGUGCCGGGUUAUGAUGACCCUACUGAGGGACGCCAUGAGCGCUUAGCAGAGGCUUGGAAGCGGGUUGUAAAGAAGCAUGCAAUUCUGCGGACUGUGUUUGCCGAAGUCUCUUCGGGUGGUUUCGCGCAGAUUGUGCUCCGAAAUAUCACGCCUUCAAUCGAGUGUAUUCGUAGCGAGAGCAAAGAUGCAGUGGUGAGAGCAUGGGAGCAAGACCGGUUGAUGCUAGGGUGCCUCCCGCUGGGCGGAAAGCUGCUCCACUCUCUCAAGAUUCACACUGUCGUCGAUGGCACGAUUUUCUGCCAGCUUGACAAAAACCAUCUCCUCAGCGAUGGAGCAAGUUCCCGCAUCAUGAUUCAAGAUCUGCUCGACGCCUAUAGCGAUCGACUAGAAGGCUCUUCCGCAUCAUUCAUGGACUACAUCAAACACAUCAAUGAGGCCGACUCGGAAGAAGUCGAGAAAUAUUGGUCUUCAUACCUUGAUGGGGCUACGAGAUGUCACUUUCCGCGGCUAGCUCAACUGGCAGAAAAGGACGAUCAGGCUAUGCCAAUGAAGAGUGUAGAGCUAGUUAUUGACAACAAGAAAGCUCUCGAUCUGAAGUGUCGCAAGUUCGGUAUAAGCAAUAGCAGUGUAUUGCGCGCGGCUUGGGCACUGGUAUUGAAGGCGUACCUCAAUUCGGAAACAGUCGUAUUUGGGUUCCUUGCUUCCGGUAGAGACUUGCCCGUGCCGGGGAUAGAGAAGAUUGUCGGGCCCAUGGUCAACAUGCUUCCCGUCCGACUACUAGUAUCAGGCGGAAGCAGUAUGGUCGAGCUUGCACGGGCGAUUCAGGACGACUACCUGGAACAUCUUUCUCGGCAAACAGUAUCCUUGGGGCGAAUGCAGCAUGCCAUUGGGGGCAGCGACGGUCUCUUCAACACCAUUGUUAACAUCCAGAAAUCUCCGCUAGCGCAGCGGCCGACAGAUGCGGAGGUUAGGGAUACCACGGCAGAGCUAGUGAAGAGCCACGAUACUAGCGAAUAUGGGAUAGCAGUGACCAUAACCGAUGAGCAAGACAGGUAUAUCGUAUCGGCAGAAUUUGCAACCAGCUUGUUGUCGACACAGCAGGCCGGCCAUGUCAUAGCUGCCUUUGCCAAGGCCGUAGAAUUCAUGGUGCAGGAGCCAGAGAAGCCGAUAUCUGAGGCCAGCCUAUUCAGUAAGCUGGACGAACAGCAAGUGGAGGCAUGGAAUGUAAAGGAGCCGUGCCUGGUCCGGCGCUGCAUCCAUGAGCUGAUCCAAGAAACCGUUCAGCGACAGCCAGCAAGCAUUGCUGUCCACUCUUGGGACGGCGAAAUGACAUAUGAGCGGUUGGACAGGUUGUCCUCGGCAGUGGCAUGCAAGCUGGCAUCGAGCGGUGUGCAACCCGAAGACAUUGUGACGCUCUGUUUCGAGAAGUCCAUGUGGGCGGUUGUGGCCAUGUUAGGUGUGGCCAAAUCAGGAGGCGUAUUCGUACAUAUUGACCCCAAGGCACCGCGGGCGCGCGCACAAGCCAUCGUUGAUCAAACCCAGUGCAAGAUAGCGCUUGCGUCACCCAGCUGCCACGCAUGCCUUGAUGGCCUAGUCGAGGACAUACUACUGCUGAGCGGCCAUGUUGCUGAAGAAUGGAGUGGGCUGGAGGUGAGCAGCCUUGUGAAGGUCCAACAGAAGCCGGCCAACGCUCUCUACAUCGUUUUUACUUCCGGAAGCACGGGAACACCGAAGGGAGUAGUGAUUGAACACCAGAAUUUCUGCUCAGCAGUAGCAGCCAACCGGGAGUGGCUACGGAUAGAAAGAACAUCGCGGGUGCUGCAAUUCACCAGCUACAGCUUCGAUGCUUCGCUCGAGGAGAUAUUCACAGUGCUGGUGGCAGGAGGAUGUAUUUGCGUACCGUCGGAGCAGGACCGCCUGUCGGAUCUAGCUAGCUUCGUGCGGCGCGCUGCCAUCAACUGGGCCGCCUUCACGCCUUCGUUCCUGCGGUCACUUGAGCCACGCGACGUGCCCUCGCUCGAUUUCAUUACGGUGCAUGCCGAACCCAUGAGCCAGAUGCUUGUGACCAGGUGGGCAGGCCAAGUGCAUAUGCGACCCAGCUAUGGACCUACCGAAUGUUCCGUUACGAGUACCGUUGGCGAGCGCAUGACAGCCCACUCUGACGCUGCCAAUAUCGGCUGGGCCGUCGGUUGUCGCGCCUGGGUUGUUGACCCUAUGCGCCUCGAUGUACUGGUUCCUGUAGGUGCUGUUGGCGAGUUGGUGUUAGAAGGUGCCAUCGUCGGCCGCGGCUAUCUUCGCGACCCGCAGAAGACUGCCGCCGCGUUCGUCACGUUGUCCCCGGGCGGUCAGAAACCACGGCGCGCCUACCGCACUGGUGAUCUCGUGCGCUAUGCUGUCGAUGGAAGUCUUGUUAUUUUGGGCCGCCGGGAGGACUCGCAGGUCAAGGUGCGUGGCCAGCGCGUUGAGCUGGCCGAAAUCCAGUAUCGUCUUGAUCUCGCCCCGGAACUCGCCCAUUCCCUUGUGCUGCUCCCCAAAGCAGGUCCACUACAGGGCAGAUUGACCGUGGUUGCCAGUCUGAGUGAACAGAUUGACCCAAGCCCCUCCUCACUCCAGCUCAUCCACUUGUCACCGGGCUGGACGUCAGAGCAAGCGGCCCACGCAUCCGAUGCACUUGCAGCCGUCCAAAAAGCACUCUCCAGCAACCUCCCCGCGUACAUGGUACCCGAUACAUGGCUUCUAGUCGGGAGCCUCCCCUUGCAGGUCUCGUGCAAGAUUGAUCGCAAGCUCGUUGCUACAUGGGUUGAAACCUUGGACUCUGAGGUAGCACUUGCCGCUCGCCGACUACGAAAGGCAACUCAUACGUCAGGCUCUAAAGUUGAGGAGGCUAUACGACGCGUCUGGACAGAAGUACUGGCUGUAGACGAUGCCGAGGCCGACCUUCUCGAUUUGGAUGAUUCGUUCUUUGCCAUGGGGGGCGAUUCCAUUUCCGCCAUGCGUGUGACUCGCCAAUGCCGAGCGAUGGGACUUACCAUCACGACGCAGAAUGUGCUUGUAGAAAAAACUAUCAGAAAGCUGGCUGCCGUAGCUGCAUCUGGCGUGGUGAUUACCACGCCAGCGCCUUGCAAAGAGCUAUGGCCAAGCGUGCGACAAGAGAUUGACCCAGCUGUGCUCCUCCCCCUCGACUCGCACAUCGCCGACAUCCUGCCCUGUUCUCAAUUCCAGGAAUACACAUAUCGCGCUUUUCACAAAGAGCACACGACGCCAUAUCUGUAUCAUACCCUAGUAGAAUUAACGUCGGAUGCUGGCUUGGACGCUGCCACUGCCGCGAGAGCUUGGCAAGCUGUCGUGAAUCGCCACUCCAUCCUUCGAACUGCAUUCGUAUCGGCCCAGGAUGAUGACAAAAUAUUCCAGGUAGUGUUGCACGAUAUACCAGUCGACUGUAUUGUCACUGCUGUCGAUGAUGAGAUCUCUGUAGGCGAAGUUGCUAAUUUGGAAAUGGUCGCCAUCCGAUCUAAGUUCCUUGCGUCUGUAGUACCGCCAUUGGCACUACGAUUGUUUGUCCUGCGUUCCGGGCGUGUAUUCGGUCUCCUUGCUAUCGGACACAUGAUCAUCGACCAUGUCAGUCUGGCACACGUCUUAUCCGACUGGGAUCACUUUUGUCACAGCUCGAACCCUUCACACGAGCUGCAUCUCCCGUCGCCCUUCCGCUCUUACAUCCAGCAUCUCUCGAGCCGCAACUUAGGCUCCAGCACGAAUUUCUGGGAGGAACGACUGCGCCAUCUUCUGCCUUGUCAAGUCUCCGAUUGGAAUUCAGGUUCCGCUGGUGAUCCACACGCCACGAGCACUGUCAGCUUCUUUAUCGAGACGGCAGGCGCUAUGCAGAGCUUUUGUAGGACUGCAGGCAUUACCAUUUCCAAUCUUCUACAGUUUUCAUGGGCUCUAGUCCUCCGCCUUCACACAGGACAAGACAACAUCUGUUUUGGACAUCUGGUCUCUGACCGUGACAUUGAUACUAUAGACGGCGACGACGUAGUCGGCCCAUUGCUAUCAUUAGUGGUCGGACAGGUGACUAUCUCUGAGUCCUUGGUCGAGUCCAUGCUCGAACUGCAAAACAACAACAUCAGAGCUUCCGAGCACAAAGUAUUUGACAUUGCCGAAGUCGGGCGUCGUUUGGGAUGGUCCGCCAGAGGUUUCCAAUCCGCUUUCAACACGCUUGUCAACUACCGCAAGAUCGUUCGUCGCAAUGAAGAACAGCCGAGGAUGCGCUUCCGACGUAUUCACAGUCACGAUCCGCACGAAUUCUGCUCUGACUUUUAUGGCUUGGGGCUCCCAGCUGAGUGCCAGCCUUGCGUAUCGUGA
This is a messenger RNA of Parastagonospora nodorum SN15, 6954 nucleotides long. RefSeq lists its product as hypothetical. Gene Ontology annotation, biological process: amino acid activation for nonribosomal peptide biosynthetic process; secondary metabolite biosynthetic process. Gene Ontology annotation, cellular component: cytoplasm. The record is from RefSeq and is a predicted model, not a curated record. NCBI's taxonomy places the organism in Eukaryota, Fungi, Ascomycota, Dothideomycetes, Pleosporales, Phaeosphaeriaceae. The transcript has 5 exons. The coding region runs from base 1 to 6954 and encodes 2317 amino acids. Gene Ontology annotation, molecular function: phosphopantetheine binding; catalytic activity.